AAGUUUUACAAUCGUCCCAGUGAAAAAUUGUGUACUAUUAGAUGAUAAAUACUACUAUUGAUAUAUUAUUUAUUACAUACUAUUAGCAAGGCCAAAGAUAAACAACGUUACGUUUAUCACAAAGUGAUGAAUUGUUGGUAAACUUGUUUUGAUUACGUCGAUUUCCUUGUCGCUUUUGUUAGUAUAAUUUUGUGGUGUGUUAUUACUCAUAACUAUUUCUUUUAUAGGCCAGCAAAUAAUGGUGUUUUACAGGGACGUAUCUCCCUCUUAUAAAAAAUUUAAAUGAAUUCAUAGAAUCGGAAAUGGAAAGAAGAUUGGAAGAUAAUUCUCAACUUUGUAUUAAUGCAUCUGUUUCCGAUAGUUUUGAACAGGACACUUCUAGUUGUAGCUACAUAUGUUGCCAUCCAAAAGGCAGUGGCCAUCGGUUUAUAGCGUUAUUUUUUAUGUGCUGGCUUGGAUUUGGUUCAUAUUUCUGUUUCGACACACCAUCAUCCUUGAUCAACACGUUUAAAGAAGAUCUUCAUCUUACAAACACAGAAUUUUCGUUACUGUAUUCGUUAUACUCAUGGCCUACUGUGGUGCUAUGCGUUGUAGGAGGAAUAUUAGUGGACAGUGUGUUUGGCAUCCGCCUAGGUGCAAAUAUUUAUAUGCUGAUCACACUCGUUGGGCAGGUGUGUUUUGCGAGUGGCGCAUUGUUUAAUGUGUUUUGGUUGAUGGUUUUGGGAAGAUUUAUAUUUGGGAUGGGAGCCGAACCCUUGGCGGUUGCCCAAAAUAACUACGCCGUGCUAUGGUUCAAAGGGAAGGAACUUAAUAUGGUGUUCGGUGUGCAGCUAAGUUUUGCAAGACUCGGAAGCGCUGCUAACUUUUGGGUAAUGGAACCGGUUUACGAUUGGAUGAAAGAGUAUUAUACGGGUUAUAAAUGUCUAGGGAUUGUCCUAUUUAUUGCUACAACAACAUGCCUCUUGUCUAUGAUCUGCUCAAUAAUUUUGGGCUGCAUCGAUAAGAGAGCUGAACGUAUCUUAAGAAGAAAUGAAAAUACACCCAAAGAAGUGAUUAGAUUCAAAAAUGUUAAAGAGUUUAGUUUACACUUUUGGCUAAUCUCGAUUAUUUGCGUUUCAUAUUAUAUAGCAAUUUUUGUAUUUAUUUCAUUCGGGAAGGAAUUUUUUAUGAAACGAUUCGGUCUGAGCUCGGAUGCCGCGAAUAAAGUGAACAGUAUGAUAUAUCUAAUAUCAUCGGUUGGAUCGCCAGUUUUGGGCUUUGCUGUCGAUAAAAUUGGCAAAAAUUUAUUUUGGAUCAUUUUGUCGAUAAUUGCAACUAUUUGUGGACAUUACGUAUUGGCAUUCGCAACAUGGAAUCCUUAUAUCGGCAUGGUUGUUAUGGGAGUUGCUUAUUCUCUCCUAGCUAGUAGUUUGUGGCCAUUAGUGUCUUUAAUUAUUCCUGAACAUCAACUAGGAACUGCUUAUGGAAUCUGUCAAUCAAUCCAAAAUUUGGGUCUUGCUCUUGGCGCAAUCUUUGCUGGUAAAAUCGUCGACGAUUAUGGUCACAUAUGGCUUGAAGUUUUCUUCAUCUGCAGUCUGUUUAUUUCACUUGUGGCUAGCAUAAUUAUGCUAUUCUUUGACACAGCAGCAAAUGGUCCAUUAAAUAUGACACCUGCUCAACGUGAUCGGCACCAAAAGAGUGUUUUAGCUGCGCAAGCGUUAGAACGUGAAAAAUUGAUAUCGGCAGGUGUUGCCAGCUCCACUAGUUCCUCUCAGGAUUUAUUAAACUCAAACUCCGAUUUUCACAUUAGGAAUAGAUAUUUAUCACGAAUUGGUGCACCGCUACCAGCAAAUUAUGAUAUUACUAUGAAAGGACUUGCGUAUCGUGCUCUUCGAUAGCACUUAUAUAUAUUACGAUAGGCAAAUGUAAAUACAAUUUAGAGAAGAUUGAUAUUUUUGUAAAUACCUCACUUCGUAGGUAGACAAAUUUUGAUUUGUAUUGUGAUAAUACCAUAAGAAUAUAAAUUAAUUUACUGCAUUCCUAUCUUAGAUCUAAUGUGCAUAUCAGUAAUUACAUUUUGAAAGAUAUUGGUGCUCAAAACUACCGAUUAAUCCAUGUAUGAAAGCCAAAAAUUUUUUUUAUUCUUAGAACUAGACCUAUAGGUUGCAUGUGCGUUCUACUGUUUUAAUUAUUUAUACCUUUUAAACAUCACUCGAAUAAUAAAUGAUUUAAUUGUUA
Messenger RNA from Photinus pyralis (common eastern firefly), 2217 nucleotides. RefSeq names its product major facilitator superfamily domain-containing protein 1-like. Gene Ontology annotation, biological process: transmembrane transport. Gene Ontology annotation, cellular component: lysosome. Gene Ontology annotation, molecular function: transmembrane transporter activity. The record is from RefSeq and is a predicted model, not a curated record. NCBI's taxonomy places the organism in Eukaryota, Metazoa, Arthropoda, Insecta, Coleoptera, Lampyridae. The coding region runs from base 303 to 1877 and encodes 524 amino acids. The transcript has 12 exons.